AUGGAGCCGAGCGAUUCGUCCUACUCAAAUGCAGAAGCCAAGAAACGGGCAAAAGAAGCUCGACCAAAUUUAAUCACUAAAAAGUGAGAAUUUUUCUCAACGGUCUUACAGUCUCAGAAAUUUUUAGUCAGAGUUUUUGAUCAAUAACUUUCACCGUAACCUUUUAUUCGCAAAAGUGGAUAAAUUUGAAUUUAAACAUUAACUAAUUCCUGUCUCCUGAUUAUAGUUACCGAUUCCAGAUCGAAGAGUAACUUGUAAUCAAAAAUAAUAUUCAGAAGUAAAAAGCCAAAGCCUAAAUCUCAAAAUUUGCAAAAAAAGCCCAAGUCGUCAACGGAACAGAGAGCAGUCUACUGGGUUCCUACGAGAACCUUUGCCGAUCAUUUUCCUGCCCUUUUCCCCAUCAAACAGCGUGUCAAUGUCAAACAGGAUUUUUCGGUGAGUAUGAUCUCCAAGAAGGCAAGAAAAAUUGAAAAAAGGGUUUUUAUGAAUAAUCUGCCCCAGGUUAUCUCGAUUUUUGUUUCCUUCCGGCUACAUACCUAUUAAAGUGCAUGCGGCUUUUUUGGCCUGAAAACUGCGUUAUAUUAAAGGCGCACGCACAGACAAAGGUCGCGCGCAUCAAAGUGAAGGGUUCUGUAGCUCAGAGGAAACGAGAAUCGUUUCAAGCUGGCGCGGAAUGAGCUAUAUGAACGUCAAAUCUUUCUGGAGAAACUAUUUCUCUUAAUUAAGUCGGCUUGUAAUGUCAUGCUUACACGUGGAGUGUCUCAAAGCGCCGCGGCCGCGUUGCGGUCAGGAGUUUGAGCCAUUCCGCGUGCGACCAUGAUGUUUUUAGCUUGAAGGAAACCAUUCAAGUUUUCAUUUCUCAACGCAUGAAAAAUGAUUUUUCGAAUAAUCAACAAUUUCUGCGACCAAAAGAAUGAAUUGAAGCUUCGAAAAGAUAUUUUUCAGUACCACGCGGAGUCUCGACAACGAUCUGUAGUGCCUCUGAAACGCGUGGAAUCUUCUAUGCAUGAGUAAUAAAGUUUAUUUUAUUUUCAAGAUGAAUCGGAACCUUUUUUGCAGUAAGCUGGGAAUGGAGAAGAACUACACGAUCAGUGUUUUUCCGUCUCAGUGGAGCACAAAGUUCCGCCAGUCUACAUUUAUAACUCUUACGUUUCUUUUAAUGAGGCUCGAGAAAAAAAAAUAUGGAAUAAUCCAAUUUGUGUUUUAGAUGUCUAGGUUAGACCUUUUUGAAGAGAAGUUGUUCUAUUUGAGAGGCACCCGUCAUUUUCAGUUUUUUGACUCCGCAAGGCUCGACGCCAAAUUGGGGUGAUUUUUUAUCCCAGUCAACACAAAUAACAGGGAAAAGUUCGGAGAAGCAUUUCACAAAGUAUUGUGGAAUACUCAGAAAGGUGCCAAUAAUUGAGAUAUCUGUAGACUUUCAUAGAGAAAUCGAACAUUAAAAAAAUAUAAUUCCAGUUUUUUUAUUGAUUAUAUUUGAAUAUUUGAGUUGAUCAAAAAAAGUGUCCAAAAACGCUAGCUUUACUGGAUGAAUAUAUUAAAAAGUCUCAAACUCCGAAAUUUCUUUUUUAUUGGAUAUCAGACUCAAAAAUCGAGAAAAUUUGAAGUUUUUUUUUAAGAAUUAGGAAAAAUGUAAAAAGUUGAAAAGUCUUGAUUUUUUAAACUGUUUUGUGGUCUAAUUUCUGAAAAUUUCCUAAGUUUCUAGAAUUUUUAAAAAGAUAUAGUUUUUUUAAUUGAGAUUGAAGUUCUUGUCGUCUGAACCUUUCAUUUUGAGUCAGACUUUCUUUCAAUUUCAAAAUCGAGGUUCACUUCAUAGGCAGGGGAGAGAUCUUUUCAAAUCCACUUUUAGAGCAGUUAUUUUGCUCUUUUUUUUACCUACUUUUUUCGAGCCUUUUUAUUGAAAUUUCAGGAAUUAAAAGUUAAAAAGAUCGAAAAUUGUCUUUCUCAUUGCCAUUAAAAAUUAUCUUCGAAAGACUUCUUUUAUUUUCUGUGUUCAAAAUCUUGGUUCAGCAUAACGAUAUGUCUGCGGAACGAUUUCGCCCUCCGGUGUCGAAAACGAAUUUCUUCCGGUGGGAAGUCUUUUCGUUCGCUAACCGACGGCUUCUCUCGUCAGUUGAUGCCAACUUACCGGAGAAGUGUCAUCCGACAAGAGGUUAUUUUGACAUUUUAUCAAUUUAUCAUCUGUUGGAGAUGAUAUCGUCUGCCUAGAAAAUUCAAACGGGUAUCAAAACUUGAGAAGUGGUGCCAUAAAUUGAUUUUGUUGAUUUUCAAAAGGUAUCAAGGCUCGAGAAAACUAAAUUUUUUAUGUAGAGUAUUGGGCGAUUUUCUGGGAAAUCAUGGUUUGAAUUUGAGAUCAAGUUUUAAAUAAUUUUCUUUUUCAUGACUUUUUGUCAGUGCUCUUUUUCAUUAUUUUUUGUGGAAGUUGCUGUUGAAGCCAUACUUUGAUAUAUGUUUUUGCUAAACUUCGACUGAGCCAUUCUUCUUCCCAUUUUCUCAAUUUUCGAAGAAAGAUCCUGUUUCCACGACAAUCUCAGAAACUUCGAAACGUUCCAGCGUCUGGCAUCUCCAAUGUAUUUGCCACGGUUAGCUGAAAACGAAGCGGCCCUCGAAUCGGUCAUCAAAGAACGACUUUUGGCCCACGACUACGAACUUCAAAAAGACAAGCAUAAUAGCGCCUUGAGGGUGUCCAUCUUCUUAUUUCUCCUCUUCGAAAGCAUCCUUUUCAGGUCGUCCGAAACUUCCUCAGAACGAACAGCGAAUGGGUAGAUGAGCGCCUUAAAAUGGGACCACCGUUGAAAAUUCCCGUCUCCAGGGCGAAUCUUGGGUUUUUCUUUCAUUUUUUUUCAGAGAAAAACGAGAUUUUCUUUUGAAGGGAGUGGCUGAAGGAACGGAAACACAGAUUGUUCAAGAGCGGUCUUCACGACAUUUUCAACGAGUUCAACAUGAUGUCGCCGCAUUUCGCCUAUUCUGUCCAUUUCUGCCGGGCCUUGCAGCCGUUCAAGUUUGUCGUCUGUGGCGAUGGAGUCCUCCGGAGAGUCGGUUUCGAAUAUAUAUAGUAGUCUAAUCAGGGCCGACUUAGUGACGAACACGCAUCUGAAUCCCAACAAUAAAUACGCUGUUUUCUCCGUCCAGUUCUCACGCCCUUAAAAUAUUGUCUUUAGAUAGAAAUAAAUAUGGAGCAAAGUUCUUUUUUCGAAUUUUCAGAGAAAAAACUUUUUUUUUGUAACUUUAAUACAUGGUCAAGUUAGAUUUUGUGGGUCCAAAGCAAUGUUUUUUUAUCUGAUCGAUCAAGAGGUCAGACAGAAUAAAGCGGAUUUUUUCAGAAAGACGGUAGUUCUACCUUUCCACUGACAGUGAGACCUUCUCGGUACCACAACCGGCCUGUUCUGGGGUUCGUGCAGAACAACGACGACCCUCAGAUGGAGGAGCCACUUAAGGCGUCCAUCAUGCACAAAACAACUAGCGCGCCUUCUUUCGAGUCUAUAAGUGGCUACUCUAGUGACAGCGCCGCUUCCACCGCUACUAUGGUGAGAUUUCAAAUUAGAGACGACAAUGGCUCGUUACUUUAUGAUGAAUUUUAUCUUGAAGAUUUUCUUGGCAAUUGCCUCUGAAGAUAGGUAAGGCCAACUAAUAAGAAGUUGAAAGUGAUUUUUUUAGCCGUUCAAAUCCAGAUAUUGUUUUUGAAGUCAGAUCAUAUUUCCGCUGAGUUUCCCACACGAAUAACCUCGAACUUUAGACUCCUGGCGACUGGAAACACAACUGGAAGUUGCAAGAACGACACAUCGAGUACGAACAUCGCUACAUGAAGAAUGGCUAUCCAGUUCGAAUUUUUUCUACAAUUCCAUUUCAACCUUUUUUCAAAUUUAAAAAUGAAAAGAAAUUGUACAUCUUCUGCAGAACAUGAAAGAAACGAAAAAGCUGGCCGAAAAGGAAUUCAAUGCUCGGAUCACUCGCGAAAUUAUUUCGAGAAGACUGGCUAUGGAGUUUUUCCUCUCCUUUUUCCUCAUAUAUCAUAUAAAUUCCAGAAAAGCGAACAAGUUUUGUGGCGUCUUUGAAAAAAACUUCCUUCGAUCGAAAAAUGUGAACAUUCAAAUUGAAAAAACUUUAAUAAUUCUAAACUUUGAGGGCCAACUUUGGCGCCCUCGCGAGGGUCUGGAAAACUCGAGAAGGCGAAUCAAAUUCUUGUUGAGAAGGUUGAAAAAAAAACCAAGUCGUAAGGAAGCUUUGGUUACCGGCGAAAUAAUUAUAACUUGAAAUACUUUUUUUGCAGAUAAUGAGGAGACAAGUACGCCGCCUGAGAAACAGCUUUGCUCAGACCAAAAAGGAUCUGAAUUUGAGGAGGUUCGAAAAGAAAAUGAAGACUUAAAAAAAGAAGUAUAUGCUGUUCUGUCUCACAAAGCAUGACUCAAAGCGACGCGGUUUAUUUUAAGCCUGAAAACUAAUUGCGCGCGGCGCAUUCUACAGUACAAGAGGGAAGUCGCUAGGGGUCGGGUGCAUAUUCGCCUAAAUCGGAACUUUCUUUCAUUUGUCAAACAGCAGACUUUCUUUUAACUUCCGAAUAUAUUCUGUUCAGAUUUUGAAUGUCAAGUCGUCGCUCAAGCUCCGCCCAUAAUGGUGCAAUAAACCAAUCAGAGAGCGAGCCAUCCACAGAGUGUUUUUGAAUGACGUCAUUGCACUUGACAUUAAAAAUCUGAACAGACUAUAGCCGCGCUAGAAAUUUGGAGCCAUACCAAUUGCUCUCAAAUCUGGAAUAGUAGAGUAAAAACGUUUUGGACUUUGAAUUACGUAUUUUCUUUCUUCAAAAAAAUAAAGUUUUCAAAAACACUAUUUUCAGAAUGGGAAUAACAAAGCAAUGGAAAAGAUGGACCGUGAAGCUUCCUCGAAAAUGUCUUUCGAACAUGGCUUUUUUGGUGAUUCAAUGAGAAUUCUCCAGUUCUGAAAAUUGUGUCUCGUCUUAAGAUCAGCACUCGCGAUAAUUGGUGUUCUACCAGCGCGAUGUCUGGCUCCAACACAAUCAGGAGAUGCGACAGACUAAUCGUUGGUUUUUUUGUGAUUCUUCGAAUCUCUCUUCCUUGCAGACGACUUCAGAAUCGGAUCAAAGAAGGGCAUCUCGGAAGUAUAUUCUGUGGCUGGUUAUCUUCGCCAUCACGGCCAACAUCGGCGUUUUCGCCAUCAUCAGCGGCUCUUUGAUGUCUUUGUGA
Messenger RNA from Caenorhabditis auriculariae, 5198 nucleotides. The record is from the annotation of a GenBank genome assembly. NCBI's taxonomy places the organism in Eukaryota, Metazoa, Nematoda, Chromadorea, Rhabditida, Rhabditidae.